AUGUCUGAGAAGCAGCCCCCCACCGUCGUCGAGGGUGCCACCGCCGGCGAUGUCGAGGAGGAGGUCCAGCCCGCAAAGUCAGCCGAGGACCGCAAGGCGGCGUCCGCCCUCGCCAGCCUCGAUGCCGGCGGCGACGAUUCGGGAAGCGGCCAGGUCGAUGUCGAUGCCGCCCAGAAGGCGAUCAAGGGUCUUGGUGGCGCCACCGCUGCCAAGAAGGAGGUGAAGAACGUUAAGGUCGAUGCCGGCGGCGACGAUUCGGGAAGCGGCCAGGUCGAUGUCGAUGCCGCCCAGAAGGCGAUCAAGGGUCUUGGUGGCGCCACCGCUGCCAAGAAGGAGGUGAAGAACGUUAAGGUCGAUGCCGCCGAUGUUGCCCUGCUGGUUGACGAAUUGGAGCUCACCAAGCCCAAGGCGACGGAGCUGCUCAAGGCCAACGACGGAGACGCUGUCAAGGCGAUGAAAGCAUCAGAUGACCAAAGUCUCAAGCUUCAAAUAGAAUUGGACGCCCUUCCUCCCAAGUGGACUGCAUGGGACAUCCCUCGUUUCUACCAAGACUGCGUGCUCAGCGUGAUUCGACUUGAACCAGACUACGCCCUGACGGCUUUAACACCUCAAUGA
Colletotrichum tamarilloi is the source of this 615-nucleotide messenger RNA. RefSeq lists its product as uncharacterized. Gene Ontology annotation, biological process: protein stabilization; negative regulation of apoptotic process. The transcript is spliced from 3 exons. Bases 1 to 615 code for a protein of 204 amino acids. The record is from RefSeq and is a predicted model, not a curated record. Lineage: Eukaryota; Fungi; Ascomycota; Sordariomycetes; Glomerellales; Glomerellaceae.